This is a messenger RNA of Chenopodium quinoa (quinoa), 1655 nucleotides long. RefSeq lists its product as uncharacterized. Lineage: Eukaryota; Viridiplantae; Streptophyta; Magnoliopsida; Caryophyllales; Amaranthaceae. The record is from RefSeq and is a predicted model, not a curated record. The coding region runs from base 402 to 1550 and encodes 382 amino acids. The transcript has 9 exons.
GAGACUCCGAGAGCAUCACUCUCCGGUCUACACCCAUUCAUUUGCAUAGCCAAAGCGCACCACUUGCGGUCCAUAGCGCAAGGCAGCAGCUCCUACUACAAUUUAUUAAAAAUAAAAAGAUCUUUUCAAUUUAAAAUGAAUUAAUAAUAAAACUUCCAUUUUCACUUUUUUUUCUCUCUCCUCUAACACCGGACCACAGAAACCCCAGCCGCCGUUACCACCGUCACUCACUAACCGGAACUGCCAUUGGUCGCCGGAGUUUUCUUUUUACCGCCGCGCCUGCCGUCGUCGGCGAGUUGCUUCUUUACCGCUUAUUCUCUUUGUUGCUCGCCUAGGUUAAUCAUCUGCUUCUUCAAUAUUCCAAAGGUUAAUUUAUUGAAAAUUGAUGGUGUAGAGCUCUAAUGGCUGCACAAGUUGAAGACAGAGUGAAGUCUUUCCUGUGUCAAUUGCAAGCAGAAUCCGGAAUUCUUGACCGGAUCAUUUAUAAGAACAAGAAUCAGCAUCGGCGAUGCUCGUAUUUUCAGUACCUAUUGAAGGUAAGGAGGGACCUAAAACUUUUACAUUCAGCUCAGUUGGAGGAGCUUUUAGAUUCAUGUUUCUAUGUUAUUACUGGAAGAAAAGCUAAACAAAAGGCAAACCUUCUUGAAAGUUUGAAAAGGAGGAAAUGCGACGGUGUAAAAUUUAAUUUCAUGGAACGUCUUCAUGGGGCAGCACGAUUGCUAUCUGAGAUGGUCGAGCCUAUACUGAAGGCAGCUACUGAUAUAUCUACUUUGCUCGCUCGUUCAUUUUUCAUGGGGUUCUCUGUAAUGAUUCUUGCUCUGCUGGCUCACCUCAGAGUUUUGAUUCAGCAGAUGCUACUGGAUGUUGUUUCUGUGUUCAACGAAGUCUCUUCUCUUGCUCAGAAUAAACAGUCCAUAAAAAUAACUCACAAUGGAAUGGAGGUUUUCCGAGAGUAUUAUCCCACAUUGGAGGAGGAAGUUAUCGUCUUAGAAUGUGUCUGGAAAACUGAUAAAUUUGUAUUGGUAGAAAAAUCUGGUAAAGGCAAUAUAUUACAUCAAGGUGGGAGCUCAGAAACAGUACAAACUCUGGGAACAUCUAUAAAGUAUCAAAGUAUUAAUGCUUUUCUUCAAGAUGAUGAAUUUAAUUCUGAGAAGGCUGAUGAAAAGGUUAGUGAAGAGUGUCUCUUAAAGAGAAAAAGAGUUGAAUCACCCUCACCCAUCUCCAAUGAUAACAUUGACAAUGCUGAGCAGAUUCAAUUGCAUUCAGUACUAGAACACGGUUCAGAAAACGAGUUACAACUGACAGAAAGCACCCUGGUGAAAGGCAGUUCUCUUCCUGACUCAGUAACUUCCCUAAUUCCAAGCUCAUCUAUGCCUGAUUCUGUAUUGAACAAGAGAGUGGCGUUCAUAUCUGUUAAGAAGAAUGCUUCAUCAGAAUCAGAUGCAUUCGUAUCUCAGGUAAAUGACAAUAAAAGUAAAAGGCAUGAUGAUGAAGAAAACACUCUUUUUCGUCUGUUUACUGAGGAAGAAACAACAGGAAGUAUUUUUUGAAAAACGACCUUAGAGACUUUAGAGUAGCUGAGUAUUGACAUUGUUUCACAAACUGAUGAGGAUUAUUAUGACCUGUUCUAAUUUUUGUAAAACCUUUUAGAGUGA